Messenger RNA from Neoarius graeffei (lesser salmon catfish), 1629 nucleotides. It is a transcript of the gene rnf220b, whose product is annotated as ring finger protein 220b. The record is from RefSeq and is a predicted model, not a curated record. Lineage: Eukaryota; Metazoa; Chordata; Actinopteri; Siluriformes; Ariidae. The coding region runs from base 1 to 1629 and encodes 542 amino acids. The transcript has 14 exons. Gene Ontology annotation, biological process: protein ubiquitination. Gene Ontology annotation, molecular function: ubiquitin protein ligase activity; metal ion binding.
AUGGACCUCCACCGUGCAGCUUUCAAGUUGGAGAGCUCCUCGUAUGUGCCAAACUCCAUGUCUUCACCCGCCCUCAUGGUCCUGGCGUCGACGCCUGAAUCCGAUCGUGACCCCUCUGUUGUUCCUUGCCAGACCUCGCGUCCGUUCGGCGUUCCGGUCUCUCUGGAAAAAGACCUGCACCUCCCGUUCCCCAGUGGCUCGUACACCUUUUCCUCUGUGUACCAGAGGCAGGGAGGCUUCACGCCCCGGGACUUCCCUGCCUCUCUGCUCCACCUGCAUCCACAGUUCACUCCAGCUCCACUGAGCAUGCUCGGGCACGGAGCAGUGGGAGCGUUCCGGCCGUUCUCUUCCACAAAUGAGGACAGAGACACAGGGAUUUAUCAUUCCGCCUUCCUGCCCACCAAGAGGCUGAAGGGAGGCCCGGAGCCGGACACGUCGCCUCGUCUGUGCUACACGGUCACUGAAGGGAAGGAGUUCGAAUUCAGGGUCAACCAACUGCCCUCCGGGUCUCCCGGUGCCCUAAAAGCAGCUGAGGAUUCUGGGAAAAAGAGGUUCAGCAUGUCAGGGCUGCUGGUGGACGCCGAGGCCUCAUGUAGCCCCGAGGAACAGAAGGACGGCUGUAAGGUGAAGUGUGUGUGUGAUGUUCAGACGCCUGUGUGUCCCGUCUGUCACGUCGUACUGCGACCUGAUGAGCUGCAGGAACACGUGGAGCAGGAGAUGGAGAGACUUUCACAGCUGCACCUGAGUGCGAGUCCAGCAGAGAGUGAGUGUCUCUCGACCGGGUUCUCCAGAUCUGUAUUUUCUGUCCACGUUAAGCGAGAAGGCGGGCCGUGUGUUCCGUCGCCCCGCCCCUCUGAUGACGCCGUGCACUCAGACAGGUACCAGACGUUUUUACGAGUCCGAGCCAACAGACAAACACGACUCAGUGCUCGCAUUGGGAAGAUGAAGAGAAGGAAAGUGGAGGAAGAGCAGAGAGAUGGGGUUGUGGAAAAUGGCUCUGUGGUAGCAGCAGGAGCAGGAGAUGAGUACGAGUGGAGUGAACAGAGGAGCGUGCACGUGGUGUCCAUCCUGACCGGCUUCAGAGGUUUAGUAAACAGCACGUCUAAGGAGCAGCAGGACAGUGAUGUGGAUUUGGACGUGGAUGGAGACGAUACUCUGAGUUAUGGCCGAGCGCAAUACACGGAAUCAGACGUGAUCCCGAGCGCCGGAGACACUGAGGACAACGAGACGGCCGUGAAGGAAGCAGCGGGUCGACUUUCUCCAGAACCCACCAGGUGGCCCUCAGCAGAAACUCCAUCUACAAGUAAUGAAGACCACAGCAGGCCAGAUGUUAGCGUGUCCAUCUCUCCAGCCUGCCGGAGCUGUCAGUUUGAGAUGCUGUCCGGUGACUCUUUUAACACACUGGAAGCGUUGAAGUUGCGGAUCCGAGACCUGGAGAAGCAGCUGACUCGAGGAGAUCGAAUUAAAUGUCUUAUCUGCAUGGACUCGUAUAUGAUACCGCUGGCGUCAAUCCAGUGUUGGCACGUGCACUGUGAGGAGUGCUGGCUCCGUACGCUGGGAGCGAAGAAGCUGUGCCCACAGUGCAACACCAUCACUUCACCAGGGGACCUGCGGCGUGUGUAUCUGUGA